Messenger RNA from Acipenser ruthenus (sterlet), 5624 nucleotides. Its product is annotated as zinc finger protein 850-like. Bases 74 to 4621 code for a protein of 1515 amino acids. The record is from RefSeq and is a predicted model, not a curated record. Gene Ontology annotation, biological process: negative regulation of transcription by RNA polymerase II. The transcript is spliced from 5 exons. Gene Ontology annotation, molecular function: DNA-binding transcription repressor activity, RNA polymerase II-specific. Lineage: Eukaryota; Metazoa; Chordata; Actinopteri; Acipenseriformes; Acipenseridae.
CCAGCGAACUGACACAGGAGAGAAACCGUACCACUGCUCUGACUGUGGGAAGAGUUUCAGUAGGUCAGGAGACAUGAAAGCACACCAGCGAAUUCACACAGGAGAGAAACCGUAUUCCUGCACUCGCUGUGGGAAGAGUUUCAGUCAGUCAAACAACCUUGUUUCACACCAGAGAAUUCACACAGGAGGGAAAACAUAUUGUUGCUCUGACUGUGGAAAGACUUUCAGCUAUUCAAACAGCCUUGUUGUCCACCAGCGAAUUCACACAGGAGAGAAACCGUAUCGCUGCUCUGACUGUGGGAAGAGUUUCAGUCAGUCAGCCAGCCUUAAAACACACCAGCGAAUUCACACAAGAGAGAAACCGUAUCACUGCUCUGACUGUGGGAAGAGUUUCGGUUGGGCAGGAACCCUGAAAGCACACCAGCGAAUUCACACAAGAGAGGAACCGUAUCACUGCUCUGACUGUGGGAAGAGUUUCAGUUAUUCAGGAAACCUGAGAAUACACCAGCAAAUUCACACAGGAGAGAAACAGUACCACUGCUUUGACUGUGGGAAGAGUUUCCGUCUUAAACAAGGCCUUCAGAAACACCAACGAAUUCACACAGGAGAGAAACCGUAUCGCUGCUCUGACUGUGGGAAGAGUUUCAGUCAGUCAGCCAGCCUUAAAACACACCAGCGAAUUCACACAAGAGAGAAACCGUAUCACUGCUCUGACUGUGGGAAGAGUUUCGGUUGGGCAGGAACCCUGAAAGCACACCAGCGAAUUCACACAAGAGAGAAACCGUAUCACUGCUCUGACUGUGGGAAGAGUUUCGGUUGGGCAGGAACCCUGAAAGCACACCAGCGAAUUCACACAAGAGAGAAACCGUAUCGCUGCUCUGACUGUAGGAAGAGUUUCAGUUAUUCAGGAAACCUGAAAACACACCAGCGAAUUCACACAGGAGAGAAACCGUAUCGCUGCUCUGACUGUGGGAAGAGUUUCCGUCUUAAACAAGGCCUUCAGAAACACCAGCAAAUCCACAGAAACAGAAUCCCGUGUGCUGCCAUGGACAGUGUGAAGAUGGAAUCUGUCCAGAUUAAAGAGGAGUUCCCUGAACUUGAACUGGUCCCCAUUAGAGUGGAGUUCUCUGGGCUGGCUUCCCUCCCCAUUAAACAGGAGCUCUGUGAGAUGCAAUGUGACAGCAGUCAGCCAGAGGUCUCUGACAUUAAAGCUGAGCACAUUGAAUUGGAGAUCCCCCAUACAGAAGAACCCCUUCCUGUUAAACAAGAAGAGGUGCUGGAAACUGUCCGUAUUAAAUGGGAGCCCCUUGAAGUAGAGUUUGAGCACAUGGAACCAGUGAAGGAAGAAUCUGAGGACUUCAAACCAAACAUCCCUGAGCAGGAGCCUGUACGCCUGCGGGAGUGUAGCGUGGUGCUGGAGAGAAUCUGCGUGAGAGAGCAAGGCGCUGGAGAGGAAGGCUCUCCCAACAGCAUGCAAGGAGGUGGAAAGGAAGACGGACGCUCCCAUUCAGAAUGCAGUCUAGCAGGUUCCAGUCCAGCAGCUAAAGCGAGGGCGGGCGCUGGAGAAUAUCCUGACUGUGGGAAAGGUUUCACCCAGUUAGAGCAUUUUAAAACACACCAGCGAACUCACACAGGAGAGAAACCGUAUCACUGUUCUGACUGUGGGAAGAGUUUUAGUAGGUCAGGAAACAUGAAAGCACACCAGCGAAUUCACACAGGAGAAAAAACGUAUUGCUGCUCUGACUGUGGGAAGAGUUUCAGUCAGUCCGGACACCUUGUUUCACACCAGCAAAUUCACACAGGUGAGAAACCGUAUCGCUGCUCUGACUGUGGGAAGAGUUUCAUUAGGUCAAGAGACAUGAAAACACACCAGCAAAUUCACACAGGAGAGAAACCGUAUCGCUGCUCUGACUGUGGGAAGAGUUUCAGUUACUCAGGAGACAUGAAAAAACACCAGCGAAUUCACACAGGAGAGAAACCAUAUUCCUGCUCUGACUGUGGGAAGAGUUUCAGUCAGUCCGGACACCUUGUUUCGCACCAGCAAAUUCACACAGGAGAGAAACCGUAUCGCUGCUCUGACUGUGGGAAGAGUUUCAGUUACUCAGGAGACAUGAAAAAACACCAGCGAAUUCACACAGGAGAGAAACCAUAUUCCUGCUCUGACUGUGGGAAGAGUUUCAGUCAGUCCGGACACCUUGUUUCACACCAGCGAAUUCACACAGGAGAGAAACCGUAUCGCUGCUCUGACUGUGGGAAGAGUUUCAGUUACUCAGGAGACAUGAAAAAACACCAGCGAAUUCACACAGGAGAGAAACCAUAUCACUGUUCUGACUGUGGGAAGAGUUUCAGUCAUUCAAACAACCUUGUUUCGCACCAGCGAAUUCACACAGGAGAGAAACCGUAUCACUGCUCUGACUGUGGGAAGAGUUUCAGUUACUCAGGAGACAUGAAAAAACACCAGCGAAUUCACACAGGAGAGAAACCAUAUUCCUGCUCUGACUGUGGGAAGAGUUUCAGUCAUUCAAACAACCUUGUUUCGCACCAGCGAAUUCACACAGGAGAGAAACCGUAUCGCUGCUCUGACUGUGGGAAAAGGUUCCAUCUUAAACAAGGACUUCAAAAACACCAGCGAAUUCACAGAAGAGAGAAACCGCUAUUAAACAGAAUCCCUUGUGCUGCCAUGGACAGUGUGAAGAUGGAAUCUGUCCAGAUUAAAGAGGAGUUCCUUGACCUUGUCCCCAUUAGAGUGGAGUUCUCUGGGCUGGCUUCCCUCCCCAUUAAACAGGAGCUCUGUGAGAUGCAAUGUGACAGCAGUCAGCCAGAGGUCUCUGACAUUAAAGCUGAGCACAAUGAAUUGGAGAUCCCCCAGACAGAAGAACCCCUUCGUGUUAAACAAGAAGAGGUGCUGGAAACUGUCUGUAUUAAACAUGAGCCCCCUGAAGUAGAGUUUGAGCACAUGGAACCAGGGAAGGAAGAAUCCGAGGACUUCAAACCAAACAUCCCUGAGCUGGAGCGUGUACGCCUGCGGGAGUGUAGCGUGGUGCUGGAGAGAAUCUGCGUGAGAGAGCAAGGCGCUGGAGAGGAAGGCUCUCCCAACAGCAUGCAAGGAGGUGGAAAGGAAGACGGGCGCUCCCAUUCAGAAUGCAGUCUAGCAGGUUCCAGUCCAGCAGCUAAAGUGAGGACGGGCGCUGGAGAAUAUCCUGACUGUGGGAAAGGUUUCACCCAGUUAGAGCAUUUAAAAAUACCCCAGAGAGCUGACACAGGAGAGAAACCGUACCACUGCUCUGACUGUGGGAAGAGUUUCAUUAGGCCAGGAGACAUGAAAGCACACCAGCGAAUUCACACAGGAGAGAAACCGUAUUCCUGCUCUCGCUGUGGGAAGAGUUUCAGUCAGUCAAACAACCUUGUUUCACACCAGCGAAUUCACACAGGAGAGAAACCGUAUUCCUGCUCUGACUGUGGGAAGAGUUUCAGUCAGUCAAACAACCUUGUUUCACACCAGCGAAUUCACACAGGAGAGAAACUGUAUCGCUGCUCUGAUUGUGGGAAGAGUUUCAGUCGGGCAGGAACCCUGAAAGCACACCAGCAAAUUCACACAGGAGGGAAAACAUAUUGUUGCUCUGACUGUGGAAAGAGUUUCAGUCAUUCAAACAGCCUUGUUUUCCACCAGCGAAUUCACACAGGAGAGAAACCGUAUCACUGCUCUGACUGUGGGAAGAGUUUCAGUGUUUCAGGACAACUGACAACACACCAGCGAAUUCACACAGGAGAUCAACCGUAUCGCUGCUCUGACUGUGGAAAGAGUUUCAGUUAUUCAGGAAACCUGAAAACACACCAGCGAAUUCACACAGGAGAGAAACAGUACCACUGCUUUGACUGUGGGAAGAGUUUCCGUCUUAAACAAGGACUUCAAAAACACCAGCGUACUCACACAGGAGAUCAACCGUAUCGCUGCUCUGACUGUGGAAAGAGUUUCAGUCAGUCAGCCAGCCUUAAAACACACCAGCGAAUUCACACAGGAGAGAAACCGUAUCACUGCUCUGACUGUGGGAAGAGUUUCAGUUAUUCAGGAAACCUGAAAACACACCAGCGAAUUCACACAGGAGAGAAACAGUACCACUGCUUUGACUGUGGGAAGAGUUUCCGUCUUAAACAAGGACUUCAAAAACACCAGCGUACUCACACAGGAGAUCAACCGUAUCGCUGCUCUGACUGUGGAAAGAGUUUCAGUCAGUCAGCCAGCCUUAAAACACACCAGCGAAUUCACACAGGAGAGAAACCGUAUCACUGCUCUGACUGUGGGAAGAGUUUCAGUUAUUCAGGAAACCUGAAAACACACCAGCGAAUUCACACAGGAGAGAAACAGUACCACUGCUUUGACUGUGGGAAGAGUUUCCGUCUUAAACAAGGACUUCAAAAACACCAGCGUACUCACACAGGAGAGAAACCGUAUCGCUGCUCUGACUGUGAGAAGAGUUUUAGUCGGUUAGACAACCUUGUUUCACACCAGCGAAUUCACUCUGGAGAGGAUCCGUAUUGCUGCUCUGACUGUGGGAAGAGUUUCCGUUUUAAACAAGGCCUUCAGAAACACCAGCAAAUUCACAGAGGAGAGAAACCUUAACCUUUAGCGGUCCAUUUAUUCAGCGCGUCUCAGGCGCGUUGGGUCCAAUUUAUUUUCACACGCGCAGUUUAUUUUAGAACCGCUGUUUAAAAGUAUUUUUUUCACAGUAAAACAGGUUUAAAAGGCACUGCAUAUCAACAGGACACUCAGUACUGCAUCUCCAGCCCCGCCCCACCCCUUGUUGACUAUAUUUUUCACAUACGUCUUAAUAAUAGUACAUACCGAUAAAUCAUCUCCUGAUCACUCGUUUUAUCAUAAUUUAUUUUAUUACUAUAAUAUCUAAAAAAAGCUCUGCAAAUGUCUGUGAUAUUCUUUGAGCGCUGGAUGCAGAAGCAGCUAUCUUGUUUGUGUAUGUCCGUGUUAUCUAUGUGGUGUCGGGGCGAUCUGUAUUCAUGAGAUACGUCCUUUUUUAUUUCGGCUCCUAUCGGUCUCACUCGGCCAUUGAAUGGUUUUCUCGGCUUUUUCCAGAGAAAAAACGACUAGAGACCUGUAUUUUACGUUUAAGGGGAAAUUGCGAUGUCGGACCAGGUCUGACAUAGGACCGCAAAGGGUUAAAGACUGUUCUGUCAUGAGGAAAAAAAAUGUUAACCUUGCAUUAUGAAUCUCAAACAAAAACACUUUGGAAAUGUGAAAUGCCAAGUUAUCAAAAUUGCCCAACCAUUUAAAGUAGAGAUAUCAAAAACACAAGACAAGCUUCAUGAAACCUUUGGGGCAACCUUGCUCAGCAGAAAGCAAACAGACACAACUGUAAAACCGAUGAGGUCCAAGGUUGCCCCAGUUGUUUCUUCUAACUUGUAUCAAAAACACAAGUUAACUUGGAAGAAACAAUUGGGGCAACCUUGGCCAGCACCAAGCAAACAGGCACAACUAUCAAAGAGGUGGGGGCCAAGGUUGCCCCAAUUUCACAAUUAACACGUUUCUCAGUUUUAAUUCAGAAAUCAAUUGUUUCUACUAACUUGGCUUGUGUUUUUCAGACACAGUAAAAGCCGAUCAAAUGCAUGAA